GAAGGGUUAAUGCUAGAUUUGCCUACUGUGCGUCACAGUCGGAAGUAAUACCAACUUUCCUGACGAUGAUAACUACUACAUGUUGGUGUAAUCGGGAAGUUUCCUAAGUUAAUAAUUUUUCCCAAAGUUAAAAGAAAUGAGUCUAAAGAUUAACUCCGUAAUUUUACUUCGUUAUUUAGACUGCAAUGUUUGCGAGUAUUUUGAUUAAAACAUACCUUCAGAAGUUUACAGUGAUGUGUCAGCCUCGUAGAUCAAUACGGAACAUACAUACCCACCAAUUCGAGCAUUUUGCUAGACUUGCCCAACUCCCCGAGUUCUGAAACCUCUUGACACUUGGGUUGAUGCCUCAUUUUGACCAAGUAGCUGCUGCAAGAGAGAUUAUGCAUUCCGAAAAGUUUUGACAGGGUAUUCAAAUGAAUUCAAUGAGAAAAAGGAAAUCUCUGUAUUUAAUCAUCAGAAACAUAACAUUUCAGUGCAUCCCAGUAAAUCUUGGUGCAUGAUAAACAAGGUAUAAAAAUGCGGGAGAAGAGGAGAAGAUGGAUGAUACUGCAAUUCCAAGGCAGCUAAGCUUCAUUAUUUUUCAUGAGCUUACUUGUAGGUAUCUGAUACCUAUAGUGGACUGUGAAUUUAAACCUAGGUAGGUUAUACCUAUCCACCCACUUGAAAUGAUUCGCCCAAUUAAAUUCCAUUGGAGACGCUUUAAAAAAUUAAUUUUGAUCACUCUUGCACCACUUUUCUAUUUAUAUACAUCAUACCUACCAGCAGAAAAUUCACCAAACCAUGAAAGUUUUAUAAACAAUUACACAUUUACUUACAACGCUAGUGCUGUAGAGAAAAUUCCUAGUAAGUCCGAACUGCAAGUGAUAUGGAUUAAACAAAAGAUUCAAAGACUCUCACGCUCCACAUCAAAGUAUGAUAAAUUUAAGAUUCUCACCAAUGGAACUACGAAACCAAAUCGGAACGUUCAUAUUUUCUACUAUGCUUCCUUUAGAAGUCAGGACUAUGAUGGAGAAUGGAGAAAUUGGAAUUCGGACUCCACACUUGAUUCGGCAAUGGAUUUUCCCCCCUAUGAAUACAAUCCACCAGCAGAUAUAGCAUCAGUUUACUAUCCGUAUUUAGGGUGCUACAGCUCCCGUAACUUAUCUGUGCUAUCAGAACACAUGAAAAUUAUACGAAACACGAGUAUAGGUGUUGUGGCUGUUUCAUGGUGCCCUUUGGACGAGAAAGGCUUUCCUACAGACUUAUUCAGAUCAAUUUUGGAUUCAGCUUUGAAGAAUGACCUGAGAAUAGCUAUCCAUUUCCAAGAAUGUGGACAAAGCAAGAACAUGCUCCAAUUUGCAGCUCAAGUACAAAAAAUAAUCAACAACUUUGGAAAUCAUUCAGCUUUGCACAGAAUAUUACACAAGGGCGCAAACUUGCCGAUUUUUUACAUAUAUGCUUCCGAUAAUGACUUUCCAAAUCAGUACAGGUCAAUUUUACAUCAGCAUGGAAACAUGAGUAUCCGAGGGACCAUGUAUGAUGGUGUGUUUUUGGGUCUCUUGACAAAUUAUGAGCAAUUACGCUCAUUUAAACUAGCACAAUUUGAUGGUUUUUACACAUACUACGGCAGUAAUGGGCUCUCCUAUGGAUCAUCAUGGAAAAACUGGCAAAAUCUUGCCAAAUAUGCACAAAAUAACGGCCUUUUGUUCUCACCAUCAGUUGCCCCUGGUUUUUCCGACACAAGUGUUAAAUUCUGGAACUCAUAUCAAGAGAAACACCGACGAAAUGGGCGAUACUACGAAGUUGCCUGGCGGGCAGCAAUCACAACAAGCCCUCGCAUGAUAUCAAUUACUUCAUUCAAUGAUUGGCGGGGCGGGACACAGAUAGAGCCAGCCACACCACAGAAGUCACAACAUUAUAUCUAUAGAGAUUACUCUCCCUACGAUCAUUAUUUUUAUACAAAUUUAACAAAAUAUUGGCUUACUAUUUUCACCAAAAAAUUGAUAAGAACGUGACUUUUGUGACAUUAAACACGCUAAAACUAAUUGUUCCAAGGAGAGGAGAUGAUAAUGUUUCAAAAUGCUUACCUGGACCAUUUAGGUAUAUAUUGAUAAGUCAAUAAGUUAUUUUCUGAAUUCCACCUCCUAUUUUGAAACAGAGAUGAUAGCUCAAUUUUAAGUUAGAUCAUUAAAGAAUUAUUCAAGAAGAUAUUUUGAUACAAAUACUUCAGUGCAACCAAUUCAAUUGUGAAAACUGCGAUCACUUGGAAUGGCUUCAUUUCAAUUUUGAUGACUGAUCUUUUAAAAAUUUAUGCUUAGGUAUUGCUAAAUUGUUCAGCAGCACAUCAUUGACACAUCCUCACAGUUGCAGCACGUUGAAACAGCAAACAGUCUGCGCCAAGUUUUUGAUCAAAAAGGAAAUGAAUUAACAGCGUAUUCACCAGUAAGAGUCUUCCGCCAAAAGGGCCAAACCCCUUAGAAUUUAGCAUUCUAGUCUACGAAGAACCGCAUUUGAUGCAGGAUCUGUAAUGCUGUUACCGCCAACUAUCAUGAUAAUGUUCCUUUUAAAGACUCAAUGUGGCUGUUUAUUCUGACUCUAUCAGGACAUUCCUGAUCCAGUUCAGUGCACAAUGGAACUGUUGAUCUCCGCCUAGAAAAACUCCUUCCCUCAGAAAACGUUGUAAAUAUAAUAAAGGUUAAUCUGACUACAUCCAUCAUGCUGAAAAAUGCAACUUUCUCAAGAAAACCCUGCACAUUUUUCUUGAGCCAAAUCGUACGUAAGAAGAUUUUCUAGUUCUAUUACAAAAACGCCUAUCUGUUCCGGGAAAUCAAGGGAUGAUGUGUCAACUCUAUUGAUAAUUGUUGAUCGAUGAUCAACUUUGUGCAUGGUUAAACGGCCGUUUGCAUUCAUUGAAAACUGAGAAAAGCUGGAAAUUUUAGUGAAUCUUGGGUUAGUCGCACUUGUCUUGGACUCGUGUUUCAUGGUCAAUCUCUGAGGACUGGUAGAAAACUAAUAUUUAGGUAUUCACACCCAUUUCAAUUAACUAAAUUUUUCAGUAUUUCUUUUACCAUCUCACCUGACUUGAGAAAAAGAUGAAAUGGAAUGGAAUCCUACAAUACUUAUAGUAAUGAUGAUGAUGAUGAUUAUAAUGAUGGAAAUUUUAAAUUCUAGGACUGUUGAAAUUUAUAGAGGCAAAUACUAGAAACCAGAGCGUAAAAAACUAGCAAACCAAAAAAUCGUAAGUGAAGAGAGAACUUUCAACUUGCAUGAGCAUUGACAAAUGAUAAGAUAAAUUUGCAUUUUGUGUACGGGUGAUUGAAGGAUAACAGAAAUAAUUGAGAUACGCAAAAUAAAAGUGCACCAAUUUGUACCGAACUUCAUUUUCUCAUUCAGAAGAUAUUUAACUCCCUCUUUCCUUCUCGAACACAAAUUAUGACUUACGAGAGGAUCUUAAACUCGUACCUCCUCAAAAUCGAUCACCGUUUGGCCACAGAGUAGCUCAUGAAAAUCCAUUGGACACGUCUUUCAGCGUUUUUGCCAAUGUCCCCCGGAAAUAAUGGGUAAAAUCGACCCCAGUUAUGUCGCCUAUUUUCGGGGUGCGCAACAACGUGAAUGCCUGUGCGAUGCGCCGUGCGCAUGUGGUAGUAGGUUUGUUUGCGGCUCUGCUCUCUAUCAAGACCCACCAUCGCGUGAUGGACAGCGGCGACGUGAGUGGGAACGCACAGCUUUUUACAGAGUAACUAGCCGUGAAAGGCUCGCUAGCGAGCUGACACGCUUAGCCGGGGAGUGCCCCUGGACCCCCGGUUCGUCGCUUCGCGAUUGAAUUGCGACUCGCUCCGCGAGCCACUCCCGCCCCACAUGGUUUUUAACAAUAAUGAGAAGACAAAAUCUUCGUCUUCAUCUUCUUUUUCACAGAAAUCUAUGGUCUAGGAGACGAGACCGCAUUAGAGUGCGGCCGCCAUCUUGGAUUUUGAAAUGUUGAAAAUCUGACCAAAAAUUCGAGUUUCUCGUUGAAAAAUACCCCCUCUAACCGAGUUUCACGAAAAUCGAUUGAAGAGAAACCGAGAUUGCAUUUCAGGCCAGUGCCGCCAUCUUGGAUUUGGGAAUUAAGGAAAUCUGACCAUUAAUUCGGGUUUCCCGUCGAAAAAUACCCCCCGCUCCUGAGUUUCACGAAAAUCGAUCAGAUUGUAGGCGAAAGAAAAUGAGAGGAAGUCAAAGAAACAUACGACGAGUAUAAGAUGGAACACAAACCUACAGUAAAAAAUGGAUGACAGUUCUGAGGAGAUACUUAGGUGCAGGCAGGCCAACACCAUGUACGUGAAAGGAGUAGAAAGAUGGAAAAGUUCGCGAGGGAGCCACACAGUUGGAAGAUCGAACGUGAUCGAGGCACACGAGUGGGGUUGCUGUGACGUCACGCGACACAAUUCAACCUGUUCAGAGCAGAGCCCA
Messenger RNA from Bemisia tabaci, 4428 nucleotides. RefSeq names its product glycoprotein endo-alpha-1,2-mannosidase. The record is from RefSeq and is a predicted model, not a curated record. Gene Ontology annotation, molecular function: alpha-mannosidase activity; ubiquitin-protein transferase activity. NCBI's taxonomy places the organism in Eukaryota, Metazoa, Arthropoda, Insecta, Hemiptera, Aleyrodidae. Gene Ontology annotation, biological process: protein ubiquitination; organelle organization.